AUGCCUCCCUCAACAUCACUGCAACGCAACCUGAAUGGCAAGACCGUCCUUAUCACAGGAGCCUCCUCCGGCAUUGGUCGCAGUACCGCCCUCGAAUUUGCGCGCACGUCACCCGACAACCUUAAAUUGGUUCUCACAGCACGCCGUCUCGACCGUCUGCACGAAGUCAAGAGCCAGAUCCAGGAAGAAGUCGGUGAUGGGGUUAAGGUGUGCAUCAGAAAGCUCGAUGUCAGUAAGAAGGAGGCUAUUGAUGCGAUGUUCGAGAACUUGGACGAGGAGUUCAAAGAGGUUGAUGUCCUCGUCAAUAACGCGGGCUUUAUGUCCGGCGUAGAACGACCACCCGACGUACCAAUUGAUGUAAUAACAAGCGUGUACGCAACUAACGUAAUGGGCGUGAUUCACAUGACACAAGCUAUACUCUCGAUUUUCAAGAAGCGGCCUGAGGGUGGGAAAGGCGACAUUAUCAUGUUGGGGAGUAUGGCGGGGAGAGAGCCUUAUGCGGGUGGUACUGAGAUUUACUGCUCUAGUAAAGGGGCAAUCAGGGCAUUUACAGAGUCGCUGCGCAAAGAACUGAUCGAUACGCGGAUCCGCGUCAUGACCGUGGAUCCCGGCCAGGUACUGACUGAAUUUAACGAUAUCCGGUAUCGGUUCGACAAGGAUAAGGCGGAUGCAGUCUAUGCUGGAUGUGAUCCGCUCACACCGGAUGACGUUGCCGAAGUCAUUGUGUUCGCAGCUGGGAGACGGGAGAACGUAGUGGUCGCGGAUACGCUGUUGUACCCUUCGCACCAGGCAUCGUCGACGCAUGUCCACCGGCGACAGUAG
Molecule: messenger RNA, 822 nt
Organism: Didymosphaeria variabile
Lineage: Eukaryota; Fungi; Ascomycota; Dothideomycetes; Pleosporales; Didymosphaeriaceae
Exons: 6
Coding region: 1-822 (273 amino acids)
Cellular component (GO): cytosol
Molecular function (GO): oxidoreductase activity
Source: RefSeq, a predicted model, not a curated record